Molecule: messenger RNA, 846 nt
Organism: Sycon ciliatum
Lineage: Eukaryota; Metazoa; Porifera; Calcarea; Leucosolenida; Sycettidae
Exons: 1
Coding region: 1-846 (281 amino acids)
Biological process (GO): DNA integration
Molecular function (GO): nucleic acid binding
Source: RefSeq, a predicted model, not a curated record
AUGGACAAUAUCGUUCGCAGCUGCGCUGAAUGCCGUCACUACGCACCUUCCCAGGUGAAGGAACCUCUGCUAGCAACAGAGGAUCGUUGCCCUGCCCUCCCGUUUGAGAGCACCAGCGUGGAUCUGUUGGAAUACCAAGGCUACCAGUUCCUGGUAUACGUGGACUGCAAGACCGGCUGGCCCUGUGUUGCCAAGAUAGGACGCACCGCCACCUCCACUGACGUAGUCCGUGCGUUCCGAGGCUGGUUCGCGGAUCUCGGUGUCCCAGCUGUCCUGACGACUGAUGGUGGUCCGCAGUUCACAGCGCAGCGUUUCUCCGCCUUCUGUCAGCGUUGGGAAGUCCGCCACGUCAGAUCCACCCCGCAUUACCCACAAUCGAAUGGCCAUGCGGAGGCGGCUGUCAAAGCCAUCAAAUCGCUCGUGUACAAGACCACCACCAGCGGAGACAUUAAUGUCGAUGCCUUCCGUCGGGGCUUAUUAGAAUGGCGUCACACUCCCCGUAGCUCCGGUCAGAGCCCAGCAGCGCAGGCCCUGUUUGGCCGCCCACUGUCGUCAUUCGUGCUUGCCCACCGGACCAGUUUUGCCCCAGCGUGGCAAGAAACCGCUGACGAAAUCGACAGUCGUGCCUGUGCCCAGUCUGAAGCAGCCAGUCAGCACUACAACCAGUCUGCCCGUUCUCUGCCUGCCCUCCACCUUGGUUGCCCUGUGGAUCUACAAGAUCCCCGCAGCAAGUUGUGGAACGCCUGUGGUACCAUUGUCGCCAUUGGGAGAACAUGGUCAAGCUUCCCAGUGGCCGAAUAUACUGGUGAAACCGUCGCUUUCUUCGUCCUGUUGUCUUGCCCGUAG